Messenger RNA from Formica exsecta, 414 nucleotides. RefSeq lists its product as uncharacterized. The transcript has a single exon. Gene Ontology annotation, molecular function: nucleic acid binding; zinc ion binding. NCBI's taxonomy places the organism in Eukaryota, Metazoa, Arthropoda, Insecta, Hymenoptera, Formicidae. The record is from RefSeq and is a predicted model, not a curated record. Bases 1 to 414 code for a protein of 137 amino acids.
AUGAGAAAUGGGCUGUUUACAAUUUGGGCGCAAUGCCCUCUGAAGGCGGCAAUCGAGGUUGCUAAUAAGAAGAGGAUCAAAAUUGGAUGGACCCUGGCUAGAGUGGAUCUCCUGGAGUCUAGGCCCGUGCAAUGCUUCAGAUGCUGGAAAUUUGGGCAUGUGAGGCUGGCAUGUACGUCUGAGAUGGAUUUUGGCGGGCUAUGCUUCAAAUGUGGAGAACCUAACCAUUUAGCUCGGGACUGCAACUCUCCCCCGGCGUGUAAGCUCUGUAGUGAAGAGGGUAAGGAUCCGAACCACAGACUCGGUUCCAAUUUUUGUAAAGCGGAUAACAAAGUCAGCAAACUUAGGACUAACUUUAACACAAAAGGUCGUGGUUCUCAAGGAGGUAAUACAGUAAAUAGGGAUGUCAAUUAA